AUGACUGUCAUCAGAAACUGCGAAGGCUGGUUUUUUUUCAGGACAAUUGAAAUCAAGUUUGAAUGUGUUGACUCUUUAAAGAGCUUCAGUUGGUCUGGGGGCAGGACUGGAACGAGGAGUUGGGAGAGAGGGGAUGGGGUGACUUUCGGGGCGGGGUGGGGGGCGUCUGGGCCGCGGGGGACCAGCCCACUCCCUGCUCGUGGGCAGCCCGGGAGGACAGAGCGCCCGGGCUUUGGCCUCCUGACCCAGACGGCGCGGGGCGCGAGGGGGCGCGAGGGGGCGCGCGGCCGAGCCCGGGUCGCGCCGCCCCUUGCCUCCGGGCCGCCCGCCAGGAGUUCGAGGCCUCCGCGAUCCGGAUGUGAUGAAAAGGAGCCACAGAGGGAGAAGUGUUUCAGGCGCCUAGGAGUGGUGGAAGGAGGAACAGAGGCAGAGCGGGGACAAGUCCCCUGCGGAGGGGAGCCGGCCGGAGGGAGCUGGCUGGAAAGAGGGGGCGGAGUGCGCGGAGUCACCGGAGCCGCCGUUGCCGCCACUGCGGCGUCUGGGCUGAGCCGGAGGGAGCCGGGGAGGCCGCGCAGGGGCGGCCGGCGUCAGGCCACCGGGGCGAGAUGCGGCCGCUGCCCGAGCCCCGCUAACUUUCUGGGGCGGAAGAGGAGGAGGAGAAAGGGGCUUGGAGCGAGUGGGGUAUGCCGAGAAGCAGUCAGUUCCCUGCACCGUAUACCCAGCGGCCCUUCCUGCGUGCGCCCCGCGGGGCGGCCAGCUAGGCGGCCGCGGCCCAUGUCCGGCGCGGGCGAAGCCCUCGCUCCCGGGCCCGCGGGGCCGCAGCGCGCGGCCGAGGACGGCUGCGGCCGACCCGGCUCCCCGGCCCAGGAAAAAUGUGAUAAAGACAAUACUGAGAAAGCUACAACUCAAGCUACCAACAGCCACUUCACACAUGAAGAGAUGCAAGACCAGUCCAUUUGGGGAAAUCCUGAAGAUGGUGAACUCAUCAGAACCCAACCUCAGCGCUUGCCUCAGCUUCAGACUUCAGUGCAGGAGCCGAGUGAGGAGGAAAUCGGCAAGAUAAAGAACGGCCACACAAGUCUGAGCAACGGCAGUGGAAUUCACCACGGGACCAAGCAUGUAUCUGCAGACAAUCACAAACUUUCGGCACCUGUUUCUCAAAAAAUGCAUAGAAAAAUUCAGUCCAGCUUGUCUGUAAACAGCGAUAUCAGUAAGAAGAAUAAAGUAAAUGCUGUCUUUUCCCAAAAGACAGGCUCUUCACCUGAAGAUUGUUGUGUCCACUGUAUCCUGGCAUGCUUGUUCUGUGAAUUCCUGACUCUCUGCAAUAUUGUGCUGGGACAAGCUUCAUGUGGCAUCUGCACCUCAGAAGCCUGCUGCUGUUGCUGUGGAGAUGACAUGGGGGAGGACUGUAACUGCCCUUGUGACAUGGACUGUGGCAUCAUGGAUGCCUGUUGUGAAUCAUCAGACUGUUUGGAAAUCUGUAUGGAAUGCUGUGGAAUUUGUUUUCCUUCAUAAAUAUUUAUCUUCAGUUUGUGUUAAAACUGGAGAGUGUUUCAAAAUUUUUCUUUUAGGGGGGAGAAAAGCACAUGGUAAGAUUCUCAUGAAGCAAUGUAGUAUUUGCACUGUUAACUCAUUAUUUUAAGUAAUCUCUGACAGCCUUUUUUCUCUAACCAAAUCUACAUGGUUUAAUAUGUGAAAUUUUAGCUACUUCAACUAGUUUUUUAAACUUAAUAGGUUACAAAAAAUGAGGGACAUUUUGACACCCAGCCCCCAAAAUGUUAAAUGUCUCCUCUUUUUAUCUAUAUUUCUGUUUCUUCUAACCAUUCUCAGGAGCCUCUUACUCCAAAUAUAUUAUUUCUCAGUGGGUAUUUAAACCAGACAACUCAUUUUUGAUGUUUAUCUACUAGUGGUUAAAAGCAAGCAUUCUUUAUUUUAAAGUAAAUUUUGGGGAACGAACCCACACCAUAGUUGGGUACCCAGUGUUUAUGCAUACUUUCUCCUCCACCUUCCCCACUUGUUCAGCAGACGAGUGCCUACUGUGUACAUUCUCUUGCCCAGACCGCGGAAAUGGUUAUCAUUCCGCUGCCAUCCACAAAAAUGUGCAGUUUAGCAGAGGAAAGACCUGUAAAAAUGAAUCCUACCACAAGGCAUACUGAAGUGAGGAUUAUACAAGAGAUAAAAUCAAAAGGCCAUAGGAAUACAAAGAAAAGAGCUGCCAGAAUAUUCAGGAAGACUUCAAGGGGGAUGGGGCAUUUAAGAAGGCCUGUUAAGAUGACCAAUUCAUCUGCUGCUUCAAUGGGUAUUUAGAUUAAGGACAAAAUUUUAAGUGGACAAUCUGAACUGCACGUGCCCUUCGCCAGUUAAAAGAAAAGUGCCUUCAGCACCCUUAUGUUUAGUUAUAGGAAUACAGCUUAAAACAAAAAAAAAAAACUAUAAAAUUUAAAUUAACUAAAAAUAUGCAUUUUCUUUUAUGUAAUUUAAAUGUUACGAUAAAGUUUUUGAUGAAACA
Cynocephalus volans (Philippine flying lemur) is the source of this 2509-nucleotide messenger RNA. It is a transcript of the gene MDFIC, whose product is annotated as MyoD family inhibitor domain containing. The record is from RefSeq and is a predicted model, not a curated record. Gene Ontology annotation, cellular component: cytoplasm; nucleus. Gene Ontology annotation, biological process: positive regulation of viral transcription; negative regulation of DNA-templated transcription. Gene Ontology annotation, molecular function: transcription factor binding. Lineage: Eukaryota; Metazoa; Chordata; Mammalia; Dermoptera; Cynocephalidae.